AUGUUCAAGCAGCACCAGGCGCUGCAGGGGCCGGCCGACCGCUGGCUGCCCAGCGACGAGCCGCCGCCGGCGUGGGCGGGCGGCUCGCGCGUCGCCACCUACAACCCGGCGCAGAAGCUGUUCCGCUGCGCCGACUGCGGCUGCGUCGGCUUCCUGGCGCGCGUCGCCGAGCACUGGCUCGGCUCGCACGCCAACCUGCGCGUCUUCCACUGCCCGCAGUGUCCGUACUCGAGCGCGUGGGCGCGCUGCGUACGCACGCACCUGACGCGCCAGCACGCCGUGGCGCCCGCCGACGCCGACGCCGCACUCUUCGCCAACAACCCGGUGCUCGAGGAGGUGUCAAAGUUCCUGCACCGGCUCAAGGCGCGCGCCGAGGCGGCCGCCGCUGCGGCCGUCGCGGGCGGACACCCUCCGCCCCCGCCGCCUCCGUCGCACCACCCUCCCGCACCGCCACUGCCGCCACCGCCGCCACCGCCUCCGCCGUCGGCAUCCCAACAGCAACAGCAACAGGACUCGAGCGGCGUCAAGCGGUACUGCUGCGGCUACUGCCCGUAUUCGACGGACCGGCGCGACCUGUUCACGCGCCACGAGAACAUCCACCGCGAGGAGAAGCCGUUUCAGUGCUACGUGUGCCAGAAGCAGUUCAACCGCGCGGACCACGUGAAGAAGCACUUUCUGCGCAUGCACCGCGACUACCCGUACGACCUGAACCGCGUGCGCCGCCAGCCGGACAAGAGCCCGCCGGCGUCCUCGCCGGGCCCCGCCGCGCCGGCCGUCCCCACGCCGGGGGCGACGCCGGGCCUGCCGCACCACUACUUCGCAGCCGACCGGCCGGGCGCGCGGCCGCUGUCGGUGCCGCCUCCGCCGCCGCCGCCCACCGCCGCCCACCCGCCGCUGCACGCGCUCGACGUGCCCGCCGGCUUCCCCCCGCCGGUGCUGCGGCCGCCGACGUAUCCCCCGCCUCCACCCGACUGCGGCGGCAAGCGCGCCGGCUGCGCCGCCAAGUCGCACGCUAGCAAGAACAAGAAAAACGUCGACAAGCGCUACUCGUGCUGCUACUGCUCGUGGUCCGGCGUCGACAACUGGUGCCUGAAGCGACACCUCAACACGCACCUGAAGCCGUUCGUGUGCGCGCUGUGCGACUACAAGGCCGCGCGUGCCGAGCGGCUGGCGACGCACGUGCUCAAGGUGCACAACAAGCGCGCCUGCGGCAAGUGCUCCUUCCUCGCCGACGACCAGGCGCAGCUGGCCAUCCACAGGCAGGAGCACCACCAGCACCAGGGCGCUGCCCCGAGCAACCACUUUGGCCUGCUAAAGCGCGAGCAGCAGUAUGAGCUGGGUCUGCCGCUCCACGCCUUCAGCGCGCCGCGGUCCGCGCCCAAACAGCAGCACUUCGGUGCGGCGCGCCUCUUCCACUACAUGGAAGCGUCCGACACCUCCGACCAGGACGAGGAGGAGGAGCCGGUAAGCUGCUCUGCCCAGCGGCCUCCGCCGCCCGUCGGUUGCCGGCAGUGCGGCUGCGAGUUCGCAGACGUCAACUCGCUGCAGACGCACCAGCUCGUCCACCACACGGCCAAGAGCGGCGCGCCCGAGGCAGCCACGGACACUGCCACCGCGAAGAAGCCGUGCACCAAACCGCUGCCCUACCGCUGUAGCGUCUGCGAGUGCAGCCUCGCGUCACAGGCACUGAUGCUGGAGCACAUGCGCAUACACAACGGACGCCUGCUCGCCUGCAAGGAGCACGGCUGUGCCUUCGUCACCCCGCUCGGAGAGUCAGCACUCAGGGACCACUCCAAAAUGCACUCCCCUUCUGUCGGCAAUACUCUCGUCUGCUGCCCCCACUGCCAACACCCGCUGGACUCUGUCGAAUCCCUACAGCGGCAUAGGCCGCUUCACCACUUACCUGAAACCCCCUGCGAUCUCUGUGACAGUGUUUCCCAAAAGCUUCGCCACUGCCCACCACUCUCUGCCACUGCCUGCUGUGGAUCUGGCUGUGUAGACCUAAAAACUGGAACUUCCCUCAACUGUUCGUUUCCAAAAACUGACCAAGCUACAGCUGGCACGAAACGUUCUCGGAAGCAGAGGCAGCCCAGACGAGUUGUGGCGAGAGGAGAAGACGCGUCGGAAAUUCGCGUCCUGAAACGCUCGGCGUCUCCGAAGCCGCGGUCUGCCAAGUGGAGAACUCUCGGCGCCAGUCGUACCUUGUGUCAACUCCGAGAGAAGUAUAUGAGCGGACUCCUCUCCCGCAAGAGGAUAAGGUGCAGCUGGUGUCCGCAACAGGCGCCACUGUUCCCCUACCACACGCCGGCCACACUGGCUCUGCACAAUUCGUGGCGCCAUAGCAUUCGCAAGUUUGAAUGCGAGCACUGUAGUGAAACCUUCCGCCACCGCUACCAAGUGAUCAUACAUUCCAGCCGGGAACACGCCGCAGUAAGCGGAAACGGACCGGAAGGGAAACCGGUGGAGGACGUUUCACAGCAGUCUGGACCAGAAAGUGGAUGUCAAGGUGGAAAGGAGCGAAUGACUGUAAACACUCCCGCUUGCCCUCUGGCGGAACCCACAUUUCCUAGCAUGAAUGUACCUGAUUCUCUGAGUGAAAAUGUGCCAAUGAUAACGAAAGAACUCUGCAAUGGAGAUAACCUACGCAGUGUCCAAAGUUAUACAAAAAACUCCAUUUUAAAUAUUCCACUGCCGCCACCCAUUAUGGCAACGUCGUCUUCGGUAUUGUGACCAUAUUACUUCUCUUACUAGGUUACAUCGUUUCACUCAAGGGUUA
Schistocerca nitens (vagrant locust) is the source of this 2776-nucleotide messenger RNA. It is a transcript of the gene chn, whose product is annotated as zinc finger protein 865. Bases 1 to 2730 code for a protein of 909 amino acids. NCBI's taxonomy places the organism in Eukaryota, Metazoa, Arthropoda, Insecta, Orthoptera, Acrididae. The transcript is spliced from 4 exons. The record is from RefSeq and is a predicted model, not a curated record.